Molecule: messenger RNA, 868 nt
Organism: Tribolium madens (black flour beetle)
Lineage: Eukaryota; Metazoa; Arthropoda; Insecta; Coleoptera; Tenebrionidae
Gene: Sarnp
Product: SAP domain-containing ribonucleoprotein
Exons: 5
Coding region: 36-833 (265 amino acids)
Biological process (GO): poly(A)+ mRNA export from nucleus
Cellular component (GO): nucleus
Source: RefSeq, a predicted model, not a curated record
CGCCAAAAACGCCAAAUUGGUAACACUGAACCUUGAUGCACAUUGCGAACAUGGCGGACGUUUCUGUUUUGGACACUGGGAUCGAAAUUUCCAAAUUAAAAGUUCCAGAUUUAAAACGCGAACUCAAAAGCCGAGGCUUGAAUACGUCUGGAAAUAAAACUGAUUUGAUAGAAAGAUUACAAACGGCUCUUAAGGCUAAUGAGAGAACCAGUAACGAGUCAGUUGAUGAUCUUGAUGAAGACUUACUGAAUGAAGAUGACGAUGAUGUACAUUUAGAAACAACAGAGUCCGUAAUAAGUGAUAUUGACACUGCCCUGAAUGACUCUCUCCCGCCCAAAGGGCAAAAACGUAAAUCGGAUGAAAAUGGCACAAAGGAAAAAACGGCAUCGACACCAAAAAAAGUCGUUCUAAAUCGAAAUACACCACUCAUUGAAAACACGCGAAUUUCCACUGAAAGUAAGGAAGGUUCAGUUAAAUCAAACGGCUCAACAGAAGAAAAACGGGUAAUCAAACUAUCAGGCCUUUCAGCGAAAGAACGCCUUGAAAUGCGGGCGAAAAAGUUUGAUGUUUCUCUGAGCAAUGAAGCGAAAAAAGUUGCAAGGGCCGAGAGAUUUGGGACUGCAAAUCAGGCAAAUACAGCACAAACUAAAGUGAAUACAAGUAUCGACGUUUUGAAGCAAAGAGCGGAAAGGUUUGGAGGGUCCGUUUCAACAGUAAUGACGAGUUUGGACCAACAGCAGAGGUUGGAGAAACGCAAGGAGAGAUUCGGAAUUGUUACGCCUGAAGAUAAGGCCAAACAGCGUCUCGAAAGAUUCAAACAGCCUGUAAAAUGAACAUUUUAAUUUGUAUUAUAGAAUUUUGUUUAAUU